AUGCCACCAGAACUCGAUACCACUGGCCCACUGGCAGAUGCCCAUCAAUCCGAUGAUUCUGGAAGCGAAGAUGAUCAAGCACCCCUUCCACUUCCUUCUGAGAGCCGGAAGGUUCAGAAUGUUCAGUUUCAAGCCCUACUGAACCAAUAUGCUCGUGACCCUGGUAGAACAAUUGAAGCCAAGAUCCGAGUAGUGCCUGAUAGACCAGACUCCGAACUCGCGAUUUCAUCCUUACUCACAAAACAUGAUCCUAAUCCAGGCCACUUGGAUCCUCGCGCCUAUCAGAUCGAGUUGUUCGAGCGGGCAAAGAUUCAAAACACAAUCGCAGUACUUGAUACAGGCUCCGGAAAGACUUUGAUCGCAGUCUUGCUUCUCAAAGAGAUCCUGCAACGCGAACUGAUCGAUCGCGCUGAUGGCAAACCCCGUCGCAUUGCCUUCUUCUUGGUUGACAGCGUGACACUUGUUUUCCAGCAAGCUGCUGUUUUGCGAAACAAUAUUGACCAGAAUGUCGGUCAUCUCUACGGCAAUGUGGGGGUAGACCACUGGGACCAACAGACGUGGAAAGAUCAGUUUGAUAAAAACAUGGUCAUAGUUUGCACAGCCGACAUUCUUCAUAAAUGCCUUCUUAAUGGAUUCGUGAAGAUAAAGGAAAUCAACCUCCUGAUCUUUGAUGAAGCCCACCACACAAAGAAGGACCACCCCUAUGCACGUAUCAUUCGAGACUCGUACAUCAGAACUGAGCUAUCUGAACGUCCGAGAAUUUUCGGAAUGACAGCCUCCCCCAUCGAUGCGAGAGGGAAUAUCGUCGACGCGGCACGAGAUCUCGAGGCCCUGAUGGACAGCAAGAUAGCAACGACAACGAAUCUUACGGCGCUCUUGCGCGCCGUUAGCCGUCCGAAGGAGGAAUUCUGGACCUACCCAGAGCUCAACCAACCAACCGCAACCGCAUUAUUUCAGCUCCUCAAAGACCAAAUCGGGGACCUGAAGGUCCUCGAGUCAGUUUUCCUAUUCGCAUGGCGAGCAAGUGCGGAAUUGGGAGCGUGGUGUGCAGACCAUGUGUGGACAUAUGCCUUAUCAGAGGAUGUGAUCCCUCACCUACAAGCUAAAAUCGACAGGGACUCCUACUCUGAGGACGAAACCACUGAGAACAUCGAGAGAAACAUCAAAAGAAUCGAUGAGGCCGCCCAACUGGUGAAACGUUACAAAUUCAAGAGCCCCCUGGAACCGGGUCAGAUCAACCCGAAAGUCGAGCUUCUUCUGAAAAAAUUGACCCAACACUUCGACAGAUCUCCAGACACGAAGUGUAUCGUGUUCACCAAAAGACGAAAUACAGCGAAAUCUCUCGGACACCUCUGCAGUGUCAUGAAAAUCCCCAACCUCCGACCAGGAAUACUUGUCGGGAUUCGAAACCACGAUAUCACUGGAAGGGUCACGCUUCGCGACCAAUUCCUUGUCUUAAUCAAAUUUCGCCAAGGAGAAGUAAAUUGUCUUUUUGCAACGUCUGUGGCUGAAGAGGGGCUCGAUGUUCCGGAUUGCAAUCUUGUCGUUAGAUUCAACCUCUACAAGACAUUGAUUCAAUACAUACAAAGCAGAGGACGUGCCAGACAUGCCAACUCAACGUAUGCCACCAUGCUUGAACACGAAAACCAAGAGCAACAAAAGCGCCUUCAAGAAAUCAAGGAAGGAGAGGUUCUCAUGCGAUCGUUUUUUGAAAAGCUUCCCAAGGACAGGCUUUUACAGGGAGACGAAGAUGUCUACACCACGGCUUUGCGCGGCCAGGAUGAAGAACGGAACUACGCAAUAUCUUCUUCCGGCGCCAGGCUCACUUACCCCUAUGCUAUCGAAGUUCUGGAUCGUUUUUCCCACUCUCUGCGAUACGAGAACGAAUGUGUCACAAAUGUUUCCUACUUUGUGAUUCCCAGCGACAGGAAAUUCCUGUGUGAAAUCCUACUUCCUGAAAAGUCCCCUAUUAGAGGAGUGACUGGGAGACUUGAGUCAAGAAAGCUUACAGCGAAGCAAUCCGCUGCGUUCGACCUUUGCCUUCUUCUCCGGAAGAACCACCUUCUCGAUGACCAUUUUCGCUCAAUUUAUCAUAAACGUCUGCCUGCGAUGCGAAAUGCCAAGCUGGCAAUCGUGUCAAAGAAAACCAACAGCUACAAGAUGCGCUGCAAGCCUUCGAUCUGGACACAGGAAAAACAAAGUAACCCAAAUCUCCUCUACGGAACAGUCAUUACAUUCAGUCCCUACACGCCACUGGCACGAGAACAUGGAAACCUGAUGAUUUUGUCCCGAGAAAGACUUCCCGAGUUCCCAAAGUUUCCAGUUUUCCUGGAGAAUGACAGAGAAACUCAAGUUCACACUCUUCUCCUCGAACCUGUUCUUUCAGUCACAUCUCCGGAAUUAGAGCAGCUGACAGGCUUCAUGGUUACAAUACUCGGUGAUUUAUUCCACAAGAGCUUCGAGGCGGUUUCAGAAACAUUUCCAUACUGGUUUGCCCCAGCAAAGGCUACAGCUAAGAAUGGGCACUCCACAACUAGUCCUCGGGAAAUAAUUGACUGGGCUACUUUGCAGUAUGUUCAUGACGAUCCCGAGAUAGCGUGGUCUAAGGAGAUGGAUCCAAAUUCUCUCUGCAACAAAUUCAUCUACGAUCCAUGGGAUGGGAGAAAGCGAUACAUCUCAACUGCCAUUGACUAUGGCCGACGCGCAUCCGACCCACCCCCAGAAUGGGCGCCCCGUCGAAAAUGGAUGGAGAACAUUAUGAGCUACUCGACGAGCCUUUCUAAAAAUUCUCGAGUCAAAGUCUUGACUGAUUGCGACUGGGGCCAGCCGGUGUUCCGGGCCGAAUGUAUCUCAUACCGAAGAAACUUUCUCGACCCAGCGACGGAAACUGAGAAAUCAGAAAAGGCGGAGUGCUGCAUCUGUCUGCAAACGAUAAGGAUCUCACCUGUUCCUUUGUCAAUUGCAAUAUCGUGCCUAGCCAUCCCGGCGAUUAUCACGAGACUUGAAUCCUACAUGAUCGUUCAAGAGGGCUUCAAGUCUAUUGGACUUGAUAUAAGACUGGACUAUGCGCUCGAGGCAUUUACCAAGGAUUCAGACAACACUGAUGACCACCGAGCCUUGCAGGUUCAUGUCCAGCGCGGAAUGGGAAAAAACUACGAGCGUCUGGAGUUUCUAGGAGAUAGCUAUCUCAAGAUGGCAACAUCAAUAUCCCUCUUUUGCCAAAACCCCGACGAUGAUGAAUACGACUACCAUGUCAACCGGAUGUGCCUUAUUUGCAACAAAAACAUGUUCAAUGUAUCCACGAAAAUCGGUCUCUACGAAUACAUUCGCAGUCGUGGCUUCUCUCGACAUAACUGGUAUCCUCCUGGACUCCAGCUUCUGCGUGGCAGAGACUACAUGAGACAUCUCGUCACGGAAAGUUCCCACAAUCUUGGAGAAAAGACAAUUGCAGAUGUAUGCGAGGCUUUGAUAGGAGCUUCUUUGCUUUCAGGGGGUGCAAAACACAGGUUUGACACGGCAACCAAAGCAGUCACGGUCUUCGUGGGCAGUGAAAGUCACUCAGCAACUUGUUGGGAAGACUACCGUCUGUCUUACACAAAGCCAGCAUACCAGAUCAAAGAUAGCGAUGGGUUCGAAAGAGAUCUGUCUCAGAAGAUCUUUGAGAAGCUAGGGUACAGAUUCAAAUAUCCUCGUCUACUAAGAUCCGCUUUCACCCACCCAUCCUACCCAUCGGCAUACGCCAAGGUGCCAUGUUACCAGCGACUGGAAUUCAUGGGGGACGCUCUUUUGGAUAUGGUGUGUGUUGAGCAUCUGUUUGAGAGAUUUCCGGACAAAGAUCCCCAGUGGCUCACCGAGCACAAGAUGGCUAUGGUUUCGAAUAAAUUCCUCGGUGCGUUGGCGGCUAAGCUGAAAUUUCACCGACAUCUUCAGCACUUCAGCAAUCCAAUACAGACGAAUAUCACGAGCUACGCCGAAGAAAUCCAAACAGCAGAGGACGAAAGCGAGGGUGCAAUGGACUACUGGCUGAGCACCAGGGACUCUCCAAAGUGUCUUCCAGAUAUGAUCGAAGCAUACAUUGCCGCCAUCUUUGUCGACUCUGACUUUGACUAUUCUGUGGUUGAGAACUUUUUCGCGACUCACAUCAAGCCAUAUUUCGUGGAUAUGUCAUUGUAUGACACAUUUGCCAAUCGGCACCCGACGACGUACUUUUACAACCAAAUGGCCGAGAUAUAUGGAUGCAUCAAUUACUGUGUCAAAGCCGGCGAGCUUCCCGGUGGAGAUGGAGAUAGACCGCGUAUCUUUGCCGCCGUCAUGAUUCAUGGAGAGUCAGUUGCGGAAGAAAUUGGAACAUCCACUCGAUAUGCCAAAGUCCGGGCCAGUGAGAAAGCGUUGGAGGUGAUCGGAGGCAUGUUGCCGACCGACUUUCGUCUCAGGUUUCACUGUGACUGUCGUCCGCCAUCUGACGAACAAGGGGUGAAAACUGGGGACAUCGGAACUGCCAUAUGA
Molecule: messenger RNA, 4506 nt
Organism: Penicillium manginii
Lineage: Eukaryota; Fungi; Ascomycota; Eurotiomycetes; Eurotiales; Aspergillaceae
Exons: 16
Coding region: 1-4506 (1501 amino acids)
Biological process (GO): siRNA processing
Cellular component (GO): RISC complex; cytoplasm; nucleus
Molecular function (GO): DNA binding; ATP binding; ribonuclease III activity
Source: RefSeq, a predicted model, not a curated record